Ambispora gerdemannii is the source of this 393-nucleotide messenger RNA. The record is from the annotation of a GenBank genome assembly. NCBI's taxonomy places the organism in Eukaryota, Fungi, Glomeromycota, Glomeromycetes, Archaeosporales, Ambisporaceae.
AUGACUAACAUAGUCGGUACCUGCGGAGUGUGCGAAAAACAACCUCAGAGAUACAAAUGUACUACUUGCACCUUGUCAUGCUAUAAUGAACAUAAAGUAACACCAUGUCGGAAAUUUGAGAAAAAGCCACCUAAAUUACCUGUGUACCCUCGCAAAGUAAAAAGCAGUGCUGAGGAAGAGGAAGAGGAGAAUGAUCGUCUAAAGCCAGAGCAAUUGGAAAAAUUAGAACAAUCAGCCAAAAUUCGCGAAUUCCUUAAGGACGAUAAACUUCGCGCAAUUUUGAUCAAUGUUGAUAACUUUUCAAAUAGUUAUGAUCCAGAAAGAAUGCUAGUAAAUGCAUUACAAAACGAUGAAAUAUUUUACAAGUUUGCGGAGACAAUCUUGGAUGCUUAA